Molecule: messenger RNA, 288 nt
Organism: Penicillium coprophilum
Lineage: Eukaryota; Fungi; Ascomycota; Eurotiomycetes; Eurotiales; Aspergillaceae
Exons: 2
Source: RefSeq, a predicted model, not a curated record
AUCGUCAAGGAAAGCACCGAAAUUGAGAAACCCAAUAAGAAAUUAGUCCAAAAUAAUUAUAUAUAUCGACUUAGGGUCCCUAUCAUUCCAACUAAAAAUAUUAAUAGCUCAUUAACUAUCAAAACAGCAAAUAUAGGGGAGUGUCUAAUAAAGAGAAGGUCUCGCGAUAGUAUCAAAGAAGAUAUCGAGGCUAUUAGGUCUAUCGUGACUUCACUAAGUGACCGACUAACUCAUUUAGGCGACCCUAAGCAAGGCCUAGGUAUACCGUGUCUUUCUAAGUUAGCGUAG